Messenger RNA from Hepatospora eriocheir, 1002 nucleotides. The record is from the annotation of a GenBank genome assembly. NCBI's taxonomy places the organism in Eukaryota, Fungi, Microsporidia, Hepatosporidae.
AUGAAUGAACUUGCUUACAAGUUUUUUAACAACUCAGAUGAUUGUUAUCUAAUUGGUGAUUAUUUACCUUUAUUUAUGAACUUUUAUAAUGAUCAAAUUAAUUUGAAUCAGAUCAAUCAAAACUAUUUAUUACCAUCAUAUAGAAAUAAUUAUAAUGAAGAGUUUAUAUAUCCUGGAGAUGAAUUUGUUUAUAAUUUAGACAAGGGAUUUGUUUUUAAGAAAAUUUAUUUCAAGGAAAAUUACAAAGAUGUCCAAAAUCAUUUUGAAAAAGACUAUUUACUGUUUUUAGGUACUGGUGGUUCUUUACCAACCAAAAACAAAACAGUUUCAAGUAUUUUGAUGAAAAAAGAUGAAGAUUGUAUGUUGUUUGAUGUCGGUGAAGAUACAAUUAAUCAAAUAUUAAGAUUAUAUGGAAACUUGGAUAUUCUCGAUAAUCUAAAGUUUGUUUUUUUAUCACAUUCUCAUGCUGAUCACAUGCUAGGACUGUGUUCUAUAUUGAGACAUGUAAGUCAUAGAAAUCAAUCAAUUACAAUAUUUGGUUCAGAAAAAAUUAGACAAUAUUGUGAUCUUUUUUCAAGAAAUUACAAAUUUAUUUAUGCAAAUCCUUCAACUUCUAAAACUUUUGAAAAUUAUACUUUAGAAUUUUCAAAAUGUCAACAUUAUGAUGAUUCUGUUUAUCUUAAAUUAGCUUAUAAUGGGAAGAUUAUUACAUAUUCUGGAGAUACAAGGCCAUCUUUUGAAUUUGUAAAUUUAUCACAUAAUGCUAAUUAUAUGAUACAUGAAUGUACUUAUCUUUAUGAUGAAAAUGAAGAAGCUUUUAAUUAUAAUCAUUCAACAAUAUUAGAGGCAAUUGAUGAUUUUAAACAAUCUAAAGCCAAAAUUCUUUUUUUGACUCAUUUCUCUCAAAGAUACAAGAUUGAUGAUUAUUUAAAAUUGAUAGAUGAAAAGAAUGAAAAUAUUAGCAUUGCAUCUGAUAUGUUCAUUUAUUUUUUAACCAAAUAA